CCAACACAUGCUAAUGACUCCUGAGUCCUGCAAAGAGUAUAAAAGCCCAACUUGGGGACAUACAGUAUGUUGACUAAAUCACUCAACAUGAAGCUGCUCACAACUCUUCUCUUGGGCUUUGUACUUUGCCUCGGUGCAUCACUGUCACUUGCCGAUGUCGCUGGAGAAGCGCGUCCGAAAAGUCACUGUGAGUUGCACAGAGAUGGUAUACAGCUCACAAGUUCAGCGGGUGCUCCACUGGUAGGAGCGUUUGUUCCUCAGUGUGAUGCCAAUGGAGAGUAUACUCCACGACAGUGCCACGGUUCCACUGGGCAUUGUUGGUGUGUAGACACCCGAGGACAAGAAAGACCUGAUACUAGAAGUCCUCCAGGGGCAACGAGCAUCCAGUGUGAAAAAACAGACCCUCCUAAAAGCCAUUGUGAGCGGCACAGAGACGGCGUGCAGACCACUAGUCCAGAUGGUUUACCAAUUUUGGGAGUCUUUGUACCUCAGUGUGACGAUAACGGGCACUACAUCCCUAAGCAGUGUCAUGGUUCCACUGGGCAUUGUUGGUGUGUGGACAGCCAAGGACAAGAAAGACCUGGCACUAGAAAUCCUCCAGGUGCACCAGCUAUCGACUGUGCAAGCACAGGGUCGUAAGAUGCUGGAGCCACUCCCAGCUAACUUCGGGCGAGCUGCACGCCUGUCUGUUGACGGGCACAGACACAGACAGAAAACCAUUAAGAUAAUUUCUCAUUCAACUUAAUGGUGAAAUAAAAGCAAAGCAAAUCCAAA
Molecule: messenger RNA, 774 nt
Organism: Corythoichthys intestinalis (scribbled pipefish)
Lineage: Eukaryota; Metazoa; Chordata; Actinopteri; Syngnathiformes; Syngnathidae
Product: saxiphilin-like
Exons: 7
Coding region: 67-639 (190 amino acids)
Biological process (GO): cell-matrix adhesion
Cellular component (GO): basement membrane
Source: RefSeq, a predicted model, not a curated record